This is a messenger RNA of Plasmopara halstedii, 1278 nucleotides long. Its product is annotated as Zinc finger, CCCH-type. The transcript is spliced from 2 exons. Bases 1 to 1278 code for a protein of 425 amino acids. Lineage: Eukaryota; Oomycota; Peronosporomycetes; Peronosporales; Peronosporaceae. The record is from RefSeq and is a predicted model, not a curated record. Gene Ontology annotation, molecular function: metal ion binding.
AUGGUGUGGACAAACUUUGCAGAGUUACGUGAGCAGGUGGCAACAAGUAAAGCGCUAACAUGUGACAUUAUAGUGAAAGGUCAAUUAAUGCAUCGACGAUGCAUAAGUCGAAAAUGCUCGUUCUUCGACAUGGCAUCGGUGUUGACAAAUUCGGAUGGCGAGCGAGACUGGCUUGAGGUUAUCCUCAAGGUCAUCGACGACGAAUUGUCAGUAGACAGAAUUGACACCAUCCGAUACCAAAUCAAAGUUGGGGAUACUAUCAACGUCCGAGGAUUUAUGGAGCGUCUGACAAAUGGCACAUUGUUACUUCACGCGCGCGAUAUUAUCGUUGACCGAGCGUGGAAAGAUGAAUUUCCUGAAGUGACUUUUGUUCCCUUGCUAACGGCUUUAAUGAAUAAACGGCUAUUAAAUGAUGAGGAUAAACAAGGUGAUGGUGUAGAAAAUGACGCACGGUCUGGUACACAAAAAAGUGUUGUUCGAGCUAUUGGCGAACAAAUGCACUGCAAGUUCUGGAUCAAUUCGAAAACAUGUCAAUACGGAGACAGUUGCAAGUUUGUCCAUGUCAGCGAUGCCGAUAUAAAAACUGUGCGCGCAAAGUGGAUAAAAGAGCGAUUGCAUUCCAAACGAAGUCGAGCUCACAUAAUUGAAGACCCGUUGGAUCCGCAUGGUAAAACAGGAAAGCAGCAACGUGCACAAGUAUUUGUAGAUUGGUUGGUUAAGAUAUUCGGGAUGAAGUUUCUUGCGUCCGGCAAAGGAGUCUUAGAUAUUGCAGGUGGUAGAGGUAGUGUCUCUUUUGAGUUGUGGAACAAGCGGGGAUUGCCGUGCACCCUCAUCGAACCGCGACCGAUGAAGCUAUCGAAACAACAACACAAUUACUUAAAAUUGAAGCACAAACAAUCUGGUGGAGCAAAUGCAUCAGCAAAUGAGACACUUGUGCCGCAAGUUGCAGCAUUCUUCAACGAGAAUUCUUUUUUGGAAAAUAUGGAAAAUCUUCAACUUAUCGAGCAAGCUUCGCUUCUUCUAGGCAUGCACCCGGACCAGGCCACCGAUUCUAUUUUGGACGUAGCCAUUAAGUUCAACAAGCCUUUCGCAGUGGUGCCGUGCUGCGUCUUUGGACAGAACUUUCCAGAUCGAAGACUUGUAGAUGGUAGCAAAGUCUUGUCAUACGAGCACCUGGUUGAGUACCUGACCGCUAAACAUCCCGAUAUCGAAAAAGCAUUUCUACCUUUCGAUGGAAAGAAUUUGGUGCUCUAUCGACGUCCUUACUUGACCGAGUAG